AUGGGGAAAAUUUUCAAGAUUUACCUUUGUGGGGAUCGCAUCUACAGCUGCAGCGGUUGCAGGACACAUCUAGCAAAGCACGAUCAGAUUGUUUCUAAGGCUUUCCAGGGAAGGCAUGGUAGAGCAUUCCUCUUCAGCAACGUGGUGAACAUCACGCUUGGCCCGAAAGAAGAUAGGAUACUCAUAACUGGACUGCACACCGUUGCAGACGUAUACUGCAACUGUUGCCAGGCUGUUCUUGGCUGGAAAUAUGUUGAGGCCUUUGAGGAGAGCCAGAAGUACAAGGAAGGAAAGUGCAUUAUCGAGAAAGCGAAGAUGGCGAUGGAACCUAACAUGUUGCCUGAAAACAUUCACCGCAGCAACGACCCAUGCUAUGGCUUGUGA
This is a messenger RNA of Guillardia theta CCMP2712, 384 nucleotides long. RefSeq lists its product as hypothetical. The record is from RefSeq and is a predicted model, not a curated record. The transcript has 5 exons. Bases 1 to 384 code for a protein of 127 amino acids. Lineage: Eukaryota; Cryptophyceae; Pyrenomonadales; Geminigeraceae.